Molecule: messenger RNA, 1700 nt
Organism: Notolabrus celidotus (New Zealand spotty)
Lineage: Eukaryota; Metazoa; Chordata; Actinopteri; Labriformes; Labridae
Product: protein ripply1-like
Exons: 4
Coding region: 181-636 (151 amino acids)
Biological process (GO): embryonic pattern specification; negative regulation of transcription by RNA polymerase II
Cellular component (GO): nucleus
Source: RefSeq, a predicted model, not a curated record
ACAGGAUCGUCCUCGUCUCUCUCUCCUCUGUGUGAGCUCCAGCUGCUGCAGUCCAGGCUCACAGUCGUGUAGCACAAGUGUUGUCCUCUAACAGGCGAGCAUACCCGCUGCUCAGUGAUUGAAUUAUAGUUUCAUUAUUUCGGUUCUGGGAGAGUUCCUCUGGGAAACAAAGCGACAAACAUGAGUUCCGCAUGCUUGCUUCUUCAGCGACCAUCCCACGGAGCUGCCCGGUGGUCACAGCCGCAGACAUCGAGCAGCAGCUCGGACUUAAACGUCAGACAGAACACACUGUGGAGGCCGUGGUUAUCCAGCAGGGACCGACCGGAGCAGAACCCCCAGAGCAGACUGUCCUGUCCAUACUCCAGAGCCUCGGUGUCUGGCUGCUCAUCAGAUGGGAAACCUCAAGCCUUCCAGCACCCUGUCAGGUUGUUCUGGCCUAAAUCCAAGUCCUUCGAUUAUCUAUACAGCGAUGGGGAGGCCCUGCUGAGGAACUUCCCUGUUCAGGCAACAAUCAGCUUCUAUGAGGAGACUGACAGUGAGGAUGAAGAUGACGAAGAAGAGAAGGACUGGGAUGAGGAGGACAGUGACACUGAGGAGUGCCUCAAACAGCAGUCUCAUUUCACAUCAAUGAGCUGAGUGGCUGGAGCCCAUGCUGUGAAUGAGGCUGGUGUCACUAGGUCCUCAGAUUGGGGAUGUGAACAGACUACUAAUGUUUUUGUCUUUAAAAAAUAACUUUUGCUGUGGUUAUGCCAAGCUUCUGCACUGAUCCUGUGUUUUAGAGCCUCUUAAACAGACACUGGGAAAUACUGCCGAGCCAGUUUGUGUUUGACUUCUCCAGGCUGAUACAAUGAGCAAUGAGGCAAUGAAGUGAAAACAAGCCCUCUUGAUUGAGUCCUAUCAAUUAUGAUAUUAUUGGCUCGUGUCAAUUAUCACGUCCUUCCCUUGUCAUAUGGGGAUCCCUUCCCCAGAGAGAGCUUAGACCGGCAGCAUUUAAGUCAGAAAAAAACAACUAGCUGUUGUUGAAGGCUCUAAAUUCUGCUUUUAAAAUGCUGCUGCUGCCUUCAAGUCUUCCUUCCUGAUCAGCCUGACAUGAGUCAGAAAACUGCUCCCUGUUUGGUGUGUGCCUGUUCACACCAGAUCGUGAGUAGAGUAGAACAGGAAACUGGGAGAAGAAGGGGGUGAUGUGCGAUAAAGGGCCACAGCGAACCCAAGCUGCCCAAGGGACCAUACCUUCUGUUCAUGGGGCGCUGUUUAACCAUUCGGCCAAAUCAGUGCCCGAACAGACAUAGUUUAAAUACAUAGCAGUGUAGAUGUGGCCACAGAAUUAAUUUUGAGUUAUUUAUGAUAGUACUCAGGCUUCUGUGGUUGUCUAUGACAGCCUCGCUCUGUUCUUAAUUUCUUUGUGUUGCACACACCCGCUGUGUGCUUGUAUGGAGUACCUGCUCUGCAGUGUUGUUCUGUCAGUGUCCGUUGACUCCAUGUUCUCCCAUAUUGGGACAUGUUAAUGUUUACAGUCGGUCUCAGGAUCUGAUUCUUCUCACUGUACAUAGAAUGUAACUGCACACCUUUAACUUAUGACGUUCAUAACUUGUACAUAAACACAAUGUCACGUUGACUUAUUUUUUUAUACAUUUGUGCAUCAGUCUCCUUUUGUCCAAACUGAGCUGUCAGAAAUAAAAGAAGCUAUUUUGAGAACAUUU